GAGGCCGCGAAACGAAAUAUUUAGCCAGGUGGAAAGAUGGGAGACAUGGCAUUGAGGGUUUCGGUCCCUUGUGUGUCGCGGAUCCACAGGGCGGCGCUAGCUUCUUCGUCUAAUCGCUGCUCUUCGUCUCUUCAAUCCACAUCGCUGCAUUCCAGCUGCGCGAGGAUCGUCGGGCGCCGCAUUGAUCGAGCUCCCGCUGCUGGUGGUUUCCGGCAGAGGAUCAGAGGGAUGGCGUCUACCGAAGCGGCGGAAUUGGACACUGGAAAGGAGAGCGUUCUGGAAUGGGCACAAAAGGAUAAUCGCCGCAUGCUACAUGUCGUGUACCGUGUUGGCGAUUUGGAUAAGACGAUCAAAUUUUACACUGAGUGUUUUGGAAUGAAGCUCUUGCGCAAGCGUGACAUUCCCGAAGAGAGGUACACGAAUGCUUUCCUGGGUUAUGGACCCGAGGACAGUCACUUCGUCGUAGAGCUCACAUACAACUAUGGAGUUGAUAAGUACGAUAUUGGAACUGGAUUUGGACAUUUCGGGAUUGCUGUCGAGGACGUGUACAAAACCGUGGAUUUGGUUAAAGCCAAAGGUGGGAAAGUUUCGAGAGAGGCGGGUCCUGUCAAAGGAGGAUCCACUGUGAUAGCCUUUGUGGAUGAUCCCGAUGGAUACAAGUUCGAGCUUAUUCAGAGACCAGCGACCCCGGAGCCUCUGUGUCAAGUCAUGCUGCGUGUUGGUGAUCUCGAUCGAUCCAUCAGCUUCUAUGAGAAGGCGCUUGGAAUGAAGCUCCUCCGCAAGCGUGACAAUCCCGAGUACAAGUACACGCUUGCGAUGAUGGGAUACGCGGAGGAAGAUAAGACCACUGUGAUGGAGCUGACUUACAACUAUGGUGUUACCGAGUACACCAAAGGAAAUGCUUAUGCCCAGAUUGCUAUUGGCACGGAUGAUGUCUAUAAAACUGCUGAAGCAGUCAAAGUUUCUAGUGGCAAGAUUACUCGCCAGCCAGGCCCUCUUCCUGGCAUCAGCACGAAAAUCACAGCUUGCCUCGAUCCGGAUGGCUGGAAGACUGUCUUCGUUGAUAACAAGGACUUUCUCAAGGAACUCGAAUGAACUAGAACUGCAAUUUUCAAAUAUAUUAGUGCCUAAUCGCUUUAAAAAAAUUAAAUAUGAGAUCCAGCCAAAAAUGGUUUGUAUACAUUAUUGCAAAUGCUUUUUACAAAGCCAUAAUCAAUGUGAUCAA
This is a messenger RNA of Selaginella moellendorffii, 1225 nucleotides long. RefSeq names its product lactoylglutathione lyase GLX1. The transcript has 9 exons. Gene Ontology annotation, molecular function: lactoylglutathione lyase activity; metal ion binding. Gene Ontology annotation, cellular component: cytoplasm. Lineage: Eukaryota; Viridiplantae; Streptophyta; Lycopodiopsida; Selaginellales; Selaginellaceae. The record is from RefSeq and is a predicted model, not a curated record. Bases 37 to 1095 code for a protein of 352 amino acids.